This is a messenger RNA of Guillardia theta CCMP2712, 1540 nucleotides long. RefSeq lists its product as hypothetical. Gene Ontology annotation, molecular function: DNA-binding transcription factor activity; sequence-specific DNA binding. The record is from RefSeq and is a predicted model, not a curated record. Gene Ontology annotation, biological process: regulation of DNA-templated transcription. Bases 353 to 1330 code for a protein of 325 amino acids. The transcript is spliced from 8 exons. NCBI's taxonomy places the organism in Eukaryota, Cryptophyceae, Pyrenomonadales, Geminigeraceae.
UCUGCAAUUGCCCUCCUAGCCUUCGCUCGUGAUCAGUUUAGCUUGUCAAACGUGCCUUAUCUUGCCCUAUAUUCAGACAGACACCUUCGUAUCCUGGAAAAAGAAUAUAACACACAGCACUGCAUAUCCAACAGGUGUAUACGUGCAACACAAUUACCUGCCUCAUCAAAUCUUUUUGCUCAUCAGCAACAUACAACAUGAGAUAUGACCGGGAAGCCUUGAAGCCGUGAAGGAAGUGUUUUGCUCUGUGAAUAGACUCUGAUUGGUACAAUAUCUUACCGACACAGUAUUUCUAUACAAUAUCUUACCGACACAGUAUUUCUCUUCGACCAGUCUCCAUUCCGUACAUAGUAUGGAGGAAAACAGACAGAAUGUCCCCUCCUUCAUCGGCAAACUAGCAUUGAUGCUUCAAGAUCAAUCGGCAGCACCCUUCGUGACUUGGUCCCCCAAUGGCGAGGCGCUGCUUAUUGUUGAUCCUUCGAGCUUUGCUACCCAGAUUUUGCCAAGGUACUUCAAACACAGCAACUUUGCAUCCUUUGUGCGACAAUUGAACCUGUAUGGAUUUCACAAGACAUCUCAGGAGCCUGAUGUCUGCGAGUUUGCUCAUCCCAUGUUCAAGCAAGGAAACGAGCACCUUUUCAAAGAUAUUCGAAGAAAGAUUGCCACAAACAAUGCUUCUGAGAAGGAAGUACUUGGACGCUCGAAAAAUGACUUCGAUAGAACCGCUGUUGAUAAACUUUUCAACGACAUCCAUGAUCUCAGAUCGAAGCAUAAGAAAUUGGAAGCAGUAUUCAUGGAAAAAGAAGAAGAAAAUAAGAGGAUUUAUUCGCAAAUGGUUGAAAGCAAAGUUCGACAAGAGAAUCUUGAAUGUAGGAUUGGGAAGAUGGCCACAGUUUUAGAUAGGGCCUGCAAGACUUUCAGCAUGAGAAAUGCUGAAGAAUUCCAUGAAAUAGAAAUAGAAUUCAAAGCUUUCAAGCGACAGCGACAUGAGGGUCAUGCUGAAAGUCACGAAGCGAUGAAUGACCAAACCGACUCAUUGCUUCAAUCUCUGAUGGACAUUCUGAACAAGAACCCGAAUGCUGGACCGAAUUCUGUUCCAAAUUCUCCAAAGUUGCAGGACGAUGCCAAUCAUCCAGUUCUGAAUAGGCAUGGUCCACGAGAAGACGUCCAGGUUGCCAAAAUGGAUAAGAAUAUCAGACUCCCUCCAAUCGCUUUGGCCCUGAAAAACAUUGUGUCGUCAGAUACCAAGGGCGAGCAAGUGGGUGUGCCUCCCUUAGACAAGGAGGCUCUCAUGGGAGUGCAGACGCUUUUGCUGCUUGCCCGUUGCUGACUACGCUUCUGCCACCAACUGCUAUCAUAUGGAUUUGCAAGUUUUGCGUGCUUUUGUGAUCGAUUUGCCUGCGUUGUUAUUUCCAUCCAAGAAUGCCAACACCUGUUGUAUAUUCGUGUAAAGGUUUAGGAUUUUGCUCAGAACUUGUGUCACGAAGACCACAAGGAACGAGACGAUGUAAUUAGUGAACAUACUGUAGAGGAUACUAGA